AUGGCAUCCCCCAACUCUUCCGCCGAGAUCUGGCUUGUAGAAGUGACUACUGUCCCCCGUCUGUCCCCCGAGGUCCAGGCCAAGGUGGCCCGCCUCCAGGCAGACACUCGCGAACUGGUGGCCGAGAGAGACAGGUUUGCAGCCAUCAACGCACCCUUCCUCGCCGCCGGCGGUGAUCCGGACAACAUCCCAAACCCAUGGCGCCUCACACCAGCACGCCUAGACAACCUCCUCCGACUCUACUACGGCCUUAAGCCUCACGAUCGUUCGUUUGACGGUAUCUCUUUCGGUCUGUACUUUGGCAGUGUCAACGGAGUUGCCAACGGGGUACCUAUCGGCACCCGCAUCACGUCAUUCAACAUCCAUACUCAAGUCACCAACCUCAACGAAAUCUGGCGUAUGAUUCACUGCAUCCAGGACUCCGAUUCGUUCGGUGAAGGUGGCAUGGGUCUCCCCGCCCACAGCGAGGGAGAGCUCACGUUCAACAUAAUCGUCAAGAUGACUGGAGCCCGAGCUCCUGCUUCAGCUUAG
Messenger RNA from Alternaria incomplexa, 531 nucleotides. RefSeq lists its product as uncharacterized. NCBI's taxonomy places the organism in Eukaryota, Fungi, Ascomycota, Dothideomycetes, Pleosporales, Pleosporaceae. The record is from RefSeq and is a predicted model, not a curated record. The coding region runs from base 1 to 531 and encodes 176 amino acids. The transcript is spliced from 2 exons.